This is a messenger RNA of Medicago truncatula (barrel medic), 477 nucleotides long. RefSeq names its product cysteine proteinase inhibitor 5. The record is from RefSeq and is a predicted model, not a curated record. Gene Ontology annotation, molecular function: cysteine-type endopeptidase inhibitor activity. Bases 49 to 399 code for a protein of 116 amino acids. NCBI's taxonomy places the organism in Eukaryota, Viridiplantae, Streptophyta, Magnoliopsida, Fabales, Fabaceae. The transcript has a single exon.
CUCACACCAUUGCGAUUUCUGAAGUUUGAAAAGAUAACAACAAACAACAUGAGAUUUCAAUCCCUUAUUGUUAUCCUCGUUGUUUUGUUGGCCUCUGCGGCCAUGAAUCAAGCUUUACCAGGUGGUUAUAGCCCCAUCAAGGACCUCAAUGAUCCACACGUGAUUGAAAUCGCCAAGUUUGCUGUGACCGAGUACGACAAGCAAAAAGGGACAGACCUGAAGUUCGAGAAGGUCGUCAAGGGUGAAUCACAAGUUGUUGCAGGGACUAACUACCGUCUCACUAUUUCUGCCAUCCAUGGAUCUGAUUCUAAGUCUAACUCUUAUGAAGCCAUUGUGUAUGAGAAGCCAUCAUCAGAGCAUCUCAAGAAACUCAUUUCCUUUAUACCUGUUAAUGCUUAAAUAUUUUAUGAUUUUAUAGCAUCAUUCUCAUUCUCAUGUAUGUCUUAUUAUCAUACCAAUAAAAUUUUAUAUUGUGUA